AGAAGACCUAAGAGACAGUGAGUUGGAGAAUGCCGGUCGGUGGCCUAUGCUAAAGAAGAAGAAGAGGAAUACCAAAGAACACAUUACUGUGAGAAAUGGAUACAGACAUGUGAAAAAUGAACAACAAUUGAAUAGAACGAGAAGUGAAGACCUAGGAAAUAAUGGAUUGUAGAAUGUUAGUUAACGUACCUUUACUCCAUAGGGAGUAACAAGCCUAAGUAAUGAAGUAAGUCAUAUGUACUUUACAAAUAUUUUCAUUUAUUCAUAAAUGAAUAAUUCGACAUAUGAAUAAACUAAAAAAAAAAAGAACAUGUGAGUGACGUUUACAAAAACAAAACAAAAAAAAUCAAAAUUCCUAAAAUUUAGUUACUAUGUAAUUGUGAUAUAAGUCAACUAUUUAAUUGACAGUUAUACAUAAUACUAUACACCAAAAGGAAUGAUCAUAGUAAACUAUAAACAUACAUACAAUACAAUAUACAUAACUAUACUAAUAGUAAUAAUAAUUUCGCUAAGUGAUUAUGAAUAUUUGUUACUAAUCCAUUCCAUUCCAUUCCAUAUGUGUUUGUUACUAUGAGACAAAUGACUAAACAUGUUUCUUUCAUUUGUUAUUUUUUUUCUUUUUUACUAUAAUUAGGCAAAGAAUAAAUUCAAAGAAUUUACAUAGUGUGUAUUAUCUUUUCAUAUCUAUAUGUAUAUAUUAUUGAACAGACAUUAUUAUCAAUGAUAUAACUUGUAUUUACUCUAUAUAAUUUAUAAUAUAUAAACUGUUAAUCAUUUUACUAAUAUCUCAUAGUAACUAAAAUUUCAAUCAUUUUGAUAUAGAACUAAAAAGAAAUAAAAAAAAACAAGAGAAAAAAAAAACAGGAAAAAGAAAUUUAGAAAGAAAAAAAAAAGAAGAAGUGGGAUCAUGAUUUUAUCAAUCGUAGAAAAAUAUUGGAAAAAUAUAAUUAUUUUAUCAAAUCUUUUAUUUAUUCAUAUUGGUGGUUUAUUGAUUAGUGCAAUUAUUGAAUUUAGUACAGCAACUAUGUCAGCUGUUUCUAAAGAUCAGUUUUUCAUAAAAGUAAAUUCAUCAUUACAUGAAUCUAUACUACAUUAUCAUAUGAAUUUUGAAAUACAAAAUGAAUUUAAUAAUUUACAAAUGAAUCUUGGUUGUUGUGGGGCUUCAAGUUUUCGUGAUUAUUUGAAAUUACAUUCUGAAACACCAUCAUCUUGUAAACCGACAUCAUAUGGAUUUGGUUGUGUUUUAGCUAUUACUCGUUAUAUACAACAAUAUAUUAUGAUAUUAAUGUAUUUAUGCUUUAUAUUUGCAAUAUUAAAAGGGAUAUAUAUCAUUCUAUCAAUAUUAUUAUUUCGUAAAACAGUUGGUAAAGAGAAUUCAUCUGUAUAAACUUAAUAUUAUACAAUAAUUAAAUUGUAAUAUUAUAAACUAUAAAAUUAUCAUAGAAAUAUCAUAAUUGAAAUUGAUCAUUUAUACAUGAACAAUUGAUUGUUUCCAUUUUGAAACUAUUGAUUAUCAUUCAAUGUUAUGAUUUGUCAACUUUUUUUUC
This is a messenger RNA of Schistosoma spindalis, 1547 nucleotides long. NCBI's taxonomy places the organism in Eukaryota, Metazoa, Platyhelminthes, Trematoda, Strigeidida, Schistosomatidae. The record is from the annotation of a GenBank genome assembly.